AAAAAAAUUUAAAUAUAUUGUGAAUCAUUUAAGAAAAUUGUCAAUUUUUUUUAAUUUAAAACUAAAUUUAAAAAUUAAUUAAAUUUAAAGAAAUAAUUAAUUAAAAAAUAAAUAUUACAAAAAUAAAAACAGUUUAUUGACGAAAAGGGCUCGAAGUUAUAAUUUUUGUGAAUUUUUUCGACGUAUUAAAAAUUUAUUCAAAAACAAUGCAAUGCCACCAACUUCUUCAGUAGAAAUCGACCCACUGACCAAAGUCAUCCGUCCACCAGCAACAAACAACAAUUCAACAACAAACAACAAUAUGUGCCUUUCAACACCUUCAGAUUCGACAACUCCAACAAGUGUUUGUCAAACACCAGCCACAUGUAGCAGUAGUAAUUUAGCUGAUGACAAUGCAACCACGAACAAAUGUAAUUCCUCAUGCAAUGUUCGACACAGGAAUCAUACAACACAACAACUCUCAGGAAUCACAAGUCCAAUUUCGAACAAACAAACUUUUGAAGAUACAAAUAAUAAUAACCAAAGUGAAUUAGAUUUAAGUGAUGUUGAAGAUGAGAAAAAUGAAGCUUACAAAGAAUGUGCAACAAAAGCUUUAAUCAGCACAAAAACAGAUGACGCUAAAGUAGUUUAUAAGCCACGUCUAAGAUGGCCAGAUUUAAUUGCACAGAUUUUUAUACACGGGGGCGCCAUAUAUGGAUUGUAUCUGCUAUUUUAUGCAAAGUUUUACACAUUUGCCUGGGCGCUAGUAACGAUUUGGUGUUCUGGUGUGGGAAUCACAGCUGGAGUACAUCGUUUAUGGUCACACAAAUCCUAUACAGCUGCAUUGCCAUUGCGAUUGUUGUUAAUAUUUCUAUUUACCAUUUCUGGACAGCGUGAUGCAUACACUUGGGCGCUCGAUCAUAGGAUACAUCAUAAAUUCUCAGAAACAGACGCUGAUCCGCAUGAUGCUCGGCGAGGAUUCUUCUUCGCUCAUGUUGGUUGGCUUUUUUUGACACCUCAUCCAAAAGUCGAAGAAAAACGUAAAGUUAUCGAUAUGUCAGAUUUGGAGAACGAUGGUGUUGUGAUGUUCCAGAAGAAAUGGUACAUUCCAUUGUUUGCUUUGAUUUCCAUUGGAUUCCCAGUAUUAGUGCCAUGUUAUUUCUGGAAUGAGGAUCUUUGGAUGUCCUUUUGGAUUAAUUUUAACAUGAGAUUCUGUGCCACAUUGAAUAUUGCCUUUUUUGUGAAUAGUGUGGCUCAUAUGUGGGGCAGAAAGCCUUAUGAUAAAAAUAUAAGUCCAGUGGAAAGUCCGAUUGUAUCAUUUCUUGCCAUGGGUGAAGGUUGGCAUAACUAUCAUCAUGUUUUUCCUUGGGACUAUAAGACCAGUGAAUUGGGAACUUACACUCUCAAUGUAACAACAGGUUUUCUAGACUUUUGCGCCAAGUUAGGCUGGGUAACAGGACGUAAAUCAGUAUCUCCAGAUAUGGUAGCUAGAAGGGCUGCCAAAUGUGGUGAUGGAUCACAUUUUUUGUGUGAUGCUUUUGCUCAUAAGGACCAAGUUUGGGGUUAUGGUGAUAAAGACGUACAGCAAGAAGAUGCUGUAGAAUUGGCAGCAAUGAAGGACUAAAGAAGAUUUUAUUAGUAGUAGUUGUAUUAAGCUACUGAUCAAGAAAUAUUUAUAUAUGAGGCUUUAACAUGUUAUUUUUUAAGAAACAAACAAAAAGUAUUUCUUUUAUUUUU
Messenger RNA from Episyrphus balteatus (marmalade hoverfly), 1716 nucleotides. Its product is annotated as acyl-CoA Delta-9 desaturase. The record is from RefSeq and is a predicted model, not a curated record. The transcript has 6 exons. NCBI's taxonomy places the organism in Eukaryota, Metazoa, Arthropoda, Insecta, Diptera, Syrphidae. The coding region runs from base 212 to 1603 and encodes 463 amino acids. Gene Ontology annotation, molecular function: iron ion binding; stearoyl-CoA 9-desaturase activity. Gene Ontology annotation, cellular component: endoplasmic reticulum membrane. Gene Ontology annotation, biological process: unsaturated fatty acid biosynthetic process.